Plasmodium yoelii is the source of this 5118-nucleotide messenger RNA. Its product is annotated as conserved Plasmodium protein, unknown function. The coding region runs from base 1 to 5118 and encodes 1705 amino acids. The transcript is spliced from 2 exons. The record is from RefSeq and is a predicted model, not a curated record. NCBI's taxonomy places the organism in Eukaryota, Apicomplexa, Aconoidasida, Haemosporida, Plasmodiidae.
AUGAGUGGAAUAAUUAAAAAAUAUGUGACUAAAUCAAUGAAAGAAAUAAUUACUAAUAAAAGUAAAAGAGACAUAAAAAAAGAUGGUAAUCAAUCCAAUCUUGAGGUGAAAACUGGGAAUAAUAAAAAUAAGGGCGAAAAUGUUAUUAAAAAGGAUAAUAAAAAUGAGUCAAAAGAUAAAAUCCCAAAAGAUAAAAUAUCAAAUGAUGAAAAUAAUUUAAUAUAUAAAAAAUUACGAAAAAAGUUAAACAAUUUAAACUAUAAUAAACCAUUAUGUGUAGGAUGCUCUCCUUUAGUUCAGGCAGUUUUUGAUGACCUGAUACAAGCAAUACAAAAUUUUCAAAAAAUUUCUGAUAAAUAUGAAGAUACUAGGAAGAAAUAUAAAGACCUUUUAUCUGAGCAAAAAAAAAAUGGCCUUCCCUCAAAGGAUCCAAAAGUGGAAAAAGAGGACAUGGCCGGGAAUAAGAGCCAAGCAGAUAAAUCAAAUAGUGAAUUGGUGAUAAAGGGAUACGAAAAAAAAGUGGAAAAACUUAAGAAACAACUAGAAGAAGAAUUAAAAACGAAAGAAUCAUAUAUAGCAGAAAAUAAAAAAUUAAAACUCUCUUUAGAAAUAUUAGAAAAGAAUACAAAAGAAUACUUAGGUAAUUCAUCUGAUUAUACAUCUGACAAUAAUUUAUCUUCAUUUAAUAACAAAACAAAAUCGUUUGACGAUUUUGAAUUAGAAAAGGAGAAAAAGAAAAAAAAACAUAUGUAUAUGAAUAAUUGCAUGAACGAAAGUAAUAGUAAUUUAAUAAAUAACCAUGUCAUAUCAUGGGGAAAAGAAUUGUCUUAUUAUAAAAAAUUAUGUAAAGAAUUAAAAAUCGAAUUAGAAAAAGGCAAAAUAGAGCCGGACACACUACGUAAUGAUAAUAUCGGAAAUAAAGAUAACGAAAAAGAUAUUGAAAUAAAAAAUUUAAAAAAAAAAUUGAAUGAAUAUGAAAUUGAAAUAAAAAAAAUGAAUGAAUUGCGAACAGUAAAUAAUGAAAACAAAACAGGACAUAAUACGAGGAGUGGAUUGGUGACUAAUAUCAGCAAUGAUAGUAGAGUCGUAAAUUCCAAAAUUUCAGAUGAUAAUACUAAUGAUAAUAGUGAAAAUAGCGAAUACAAAAGUGAAUAUGAUGGAGAAACUAAAAAUUCAGAGAGUACUAAGGAAAUAAAAGAUUUAGAAAAAGUUAUAAAACAGCGAGAUAACGAAAUAUUUCAUUUACAAAACCGAGUUGUUUUACUGGAAACAGAAUUGCAAGUAAAAAAUGAACAGAGCAAUAAAUAUAAAGAAAAACUUAAAAGUAUAAGCGAAACCGAAUAUAAUGAAUUAAGUAAUGGACUUAAUAGUAGUGUUAGUACUACUGAUAGAAAUCAAAAUGAAACAUCUUCAAAUAAAUAUAUGAGCAAAUCAGGUGAAUUUUCGUCAUAUAGUUGUAAUGAAUUAACACAUUCAACUAAUUCAGAAAAUUUGAUGGAGGAAAUAAAAUCGAAAGAUCCCAAAAUUGAUGAAAUGAAAAAAUUAUUAGAAAAGGUAAAAAAGGAAUUAAAUGAAGAGAAGAAAAAAAGUAAUAAAUAUGAAAGAGAAUAUAAUAAAGAAAAAGGGGAAGUUAGUAUAUUAAAAGAAGAAUUAAAAAUAUUAGAAAAAGAAAUUGAAAAAAAACGAAAUGAAUUUAAUAUAGACAAAAAUAUAAUAAAAAAUUUAAAAUUAGAAUCAGACGAAUUUAAUAAUAUAAUUUCUUGUUCUAAUGAAACAAAAAAACAAUUAACUGAUUAUAUUCAUAAUAUAUUAAAUACACUAAGUGAGUAUAAUGAUAAAAUAGAUGAAUUAAAAAACAGUAAUAUGUUGCAGGAUGAAAAAAUUCAAGUAUAUAAGAAAGAAAUAAAAAAAUUAAAAGAUGAUUUAAUAGAUUCUAGUAAUCAAAUAGAUGAGUUUGCAUCUCUUUUAGAUAAAAAGGAUGAAGUUAUAGAAAGCUUUAAAAAGAAAUUGGAAGUAUUAAAUAAAGAAUAUGCAGAAUCAACUUUAAAAUUUAAUGAAAUAUUAAAAGAAAAUAAAAAUUUACAACUUAUGAAUACGUCACACAAUGCUAAUAGUAGUUUGGUUAUUCAGCAAUUACAACAAGAGAUUCAAAUUUUAAAUGUUACAAAUAGUCAUUUAUUAAAAAUUGAAGAAGAUUAUAAAAUAGUAUUACAAGAAAAAACAAUUGUUGAAGAUGCCGCAAUAAAAAUUCAAACUGAAUUAAAAAAAUCAGUAGAUAAAAUAAAAAAUUUAGAAACAUAUAUACAAACAUUGUCUAUUGAAAUAGCAAAUUUAAAAACACAACGAGAUGACUCAUUAGAUGCGUUAACAAAAGUAGCCAUAGACAAAACGCAAUAUGAAAAUGAAUUAAUACAAUGUAAAAGUAUUAUUGAUGAUUUAAAAAGAAAAUUAAAUGAAUAUGAAAAAAAUGUUUUAUUUGCGCAAAAUAAUAUUAGUGAAAUAAGUAAAAUUAAUAUUAAAAAAGAGCAAGAAGAAAUUAUUUUAAAAAAUGAAAUAAAAUCGUUAAGAGAAAAUUUGAAUGAAAAAACUAUAAAGUUAGAACUUUUACAAGAAAAAGAAAAUACAAUUGAGCAAAAUAAUAUUACCUAUAAUAAAUUCCAUUUGGAAGCGCAUACAAAAUAUAAUUAUUAUGAGCAGAUUAUACACAAUUUAAAGAAAGAAAUAGAUGAACUAACGAUUAAUAAUAAUGAUAAUAUUGUUAUAAUAGAGAGAUUGAAAUCGGAAUUGAACAAUCAGGAAAAAUUGGCUAACUCGCAGCGUCGUUAUAAUUGUAGCAAUGAUCUUGUUAGAAAUCAAAAAAAAAAUAUAAAAUCAAUUUCUGGUAAUAGUAUUAAUAUUGAUAGAGAUGAUAAAAUUAUGGCUAUUGAAAAUUUUAAAAAUAUUAUUAGUAAUAACAAAGGCGAAUAUGAUAAUCAUAGUAAUGCGUCUAAACAAGGAAAUUUAGCAUUUGAAGAAAAUAAGGAAAUAAUAAAUGGUAGUAAUAAUUUGGGAAUAGAAAUUACUUCAUUUGGGGAAAUUCCAUUUGGCGAUGCACAAUUUGUUGAAUUAAAUUCACCAAAUCCAUAUCCUAAGGGGAAUGAAGAAGAAGAUAUAUAUGACUACAAUGAUGGAUUUUCAAUUUUUCUGAAUUCAAAUAAAAAAAAAGAAGAAAAGGUAAAAAACGAUGAAGUAAUUGAAAGAAAUAUACUUGUUAGUGGGUACACAGAAGGUAAUUUCAUGAAUUUAACAAAUGAACAAGUCGAAAAAGAGGGAAAUGAUAAAAUUGGAAUAAAACGUAAUGAUAUAAAUAAGACCGAAAAUAAGAGAAGCAAUUUUGAUGAUACCACAAAAUCACACGAAAAGAAAAUGUUAUAUACAGAUGAUGAAGAUUUUAUAUAUAAUGAGUUUGAAAGAGAUGAAUUUUUAAUGAAAAAUGAGUAUUCAAAAGAUUUUACAAAUUUUUCAAAUUGUGAAAUUUUAAAUCCCGAUACGAUAUCAUAUAUGAAAAGAGAUAAUAAUAAAAUGAUAACAAAAAAAAAUGAUAUAAAGGAUAAAUCCAAUAAUAACAUUGAUAGUAUUACUACAGAAAAUGCCAAUGGCCAAUCUGCAUCAUUAUUAAAAGAUAUGACAAUAUCGUCUCUAAAUAAUGUCAGUAAUAAAAUUGUAAGUGAAGAAAACGAAGAGAAGGAACACGAUCAGGAUUUCAUUGCCAGCGAAUACUCAUUUUCGUAUUUGGAGAAUAACGACAUUUCUUUAUUUAGCAGUUCUAAAAUAAAGAAAAUGUUUAAUCUUAGUUCUACAAAUAAUAUGAGAAAACACAAUGAUAAAAAUGUGAUUGAUAAGACAUUUCCUGGAGAAAGAAGUGCAAAUACAUUGAAAAAGACCAAUAAUUUAAACAAUUCAAAUAUAAAAAAUAUAUAUCAAAGUAGUGGAAGAAAAAAUACAAAAUAUAACACAGAAAUAAAAGAUUCUUAUGGAGAUAUGAUAUUUGAUGUAAAUUAUAAUGCAUAUUUUGAUGAAGAUAAUGAUAAUAAAAAAAAUAUGAAAGGAAAACCAAUGGAAGGAACACGAACCGAACAAAGAAGGUAUUAUGAGCAAAGUGAAAUAGGAGAACAUAUGGACAAUAAUAAUAUAGAUAUUUCUACAGGGCAACCAUCACGUUAUGAUGUAGAUAGUUUAAAAAAUGGUUUGCAAAAUAGUGAUAUAAAGAGAAGAGAUCAUAGUGGGUCACUCCGAUUCAGUGGCAUGAGAAAUAUGAGCGAUGACAAAAAAAUAAACCAUUUGAUUGAACGAAAAAAAAAAAUAGAAAAAAGUAAUAAAUAUAAGAAAAAAAAUAAUAGUGUAAAAAAUAAUAAGGGGUGUAAUUUUAUUUCACAAACUAGUUAUGAAGCAAAUAGUAACUCUAGUAGCGUAUUGCUCGAUUCAGUAAGUUCGGAUUUUUCUCAUAAUAUAAGUAUUGACCAAUAUAAUGAUUCUAAUAGUAAAAGGAGAUCGGAUAGGAAAAAUGAAAUGAAUUAUUCUAAGCACAAACGCAGUGUUAAUAAUUUGAAGAGGGGCGAAACAAAUAUGAAUGAAAUAAAUAGGAGUAUAAGUAUAUAUGAAAGCUAUGAUAAAAUAAGGGGUGAAGAAUAUAAAAAUGAUAAUAGAGAUAGAAAAGAGAAAGAUAUAUCUUACAAUAGCAUAAAUGAUUAUUCUUACCGAUAUAAAGAAAAUGCGAAGAAUUAUAGCAGGGAUGAUAUUAGUGUAAAUAGUUAUUCAAAAAAUCCAGGUCAAAAUCGAGCCAAAACAAAACAAGAACUAUAUAAUAAAUAUAUGGAUGUACUGAAAAAUUUAAAAAGCGAAGAAAUUGAUGCAUCGGUAGAUACAAAUAAUAAUCGAACCAUCGAUUUGACAAAUGAUUUUACUAAGACACAUGAAAAUUCGACAUCUAUUUUAUCAUCUAUGAAAACUUUACAAAAAGAUAGCAUAUAUAGUAACUUGUCGAAGUUUCGAUUCAACGAAGAAAUGCUCGAUUAUAAUUGCGACCCCUUGGUAGUUAUCAAGCCACUUGAAGAGUCAAAUAUGGAGGAUAAUUAUUAG